Messenger RNA from Moneuplotes crassus, 801 nucleotides. The record is from the annotation of a GenBank genome assembly. NCBI's taxonomy places the organism in Eukaryota, Ciliophora, Spirotrichea, Euplotida, Euplotidae.
AAAUUUAGAAAACUUAUGGCUAAGUAUGUCCCUGAUGAGCUCGAGACCAAACUCGAGCAAGACGCCAGGAAGAAAUUCAACUUUGAAAUCCAACCUGUAUGGGAAGAAGGCAAAGCAUAUGAAGAGACCAAGACUGAGUCCUUAAUUCAUGCUACCUUUGGGAAUGCAUCUGCAUUUUUCGAAAUUUUAACCGAAGGAGAAGUAGACCAUGUUGUAGAUUAUGUCAAAGUUAAGCAACCUGAUGAGGAAGAAGAGAAGAAAGAAACAAAGUCUAAAGAAGAUGUCCUUGUUAAGGUCUAUAAAAGUACGAAAGCUGAUUCUUUCUUUAUCAUCCCUGAAGAUGAUAUUAGUGACAAGUAUGCUAAAGUCAUCAGCAGAAUCAUCCUAAGCUGGCUGAAGCCAGCAAGGAUCUUUUUGUUUGACUCAAUGUACAAGACUGCUUAUGCAAGCUUUGAUUACAUUGGUGAUGCCAAUAUUCUUAAGUUUGCAAAAACAUCGACUGUUACUGAUGAUCUCAGUAAGCAUGGAGCCGAGCCAAUUGAGGUUACCAAUGGAAUCAGUGGACUGAACGGAUCUUUAUUGACUCAUUCUGAAAUUCAUAGAAUUCCUUGUCUAUACCUUGUAUCUAUCAUUGACUCUUAUGAAUACACUCUAGAGACAUUUGGCAGUUAUAAAGGAGCUCUCUCUUUGGUUCCAGCAGUAAAAUCACAUAUCUCUAAGAUCUCUGACUUAGCCAAAAGGUCUUCGUACAAGCCAACAUUGAAGAAAUACAAUCAAAAGAAGCAUAAUAUCUAUAAUUAG